GGAUGCCGAAGUCUACAAAUCCGGUAAGCAAAUUCACUGCCAUAUGGCCAAAAAUCUAUAAUUUGCUCAUUUCUGAAUGAAUUCUUUUUUCAGCGCGCUGAAGACUGUAAUGGUGAGAGGUCAUUUCGUAUUUUACCCAAUUACGUACGUGAACUUAUAUUUGUCACAGUCCUAUACCCAGAAACGACCGCGUCGCGAUAAAGAUUCAAGUGGUCGACCGCCUGAUAGUGGAGGCCAUGGCGGUGGUGGUAAUGGCACUUCUGGCGGUGGUUCCUCCAGGGGGUUUGAUGGUUCUGGUGGUGGUUCUCGAGCUGAAAAACACUCUACCCGCCCCCGAGGUACUUCGGAUGCCAAGUGGAGGACCAUGGGUACAGAUGGCAGUGGCGCCGGCUUCGCUCAAAAUCGAAACGUCAACGCUCCAUAUGCCUUAUCUUCAUUUUCACCACUAAGACCUGAUUCUCCUCCUUUACCCUCUGCGAGUGGUGCUAGUACAUCACUUGCGGAAGACGAUGAUUACCCGGAUUCGUUGUUUACCAGACCGCGACUUUCGCACACUCGUCAGACUAGUGCUAUGUCUGUGGUGUCGCUGCGCACAGCGCGCGAAAUGCAUGAUGUCGCAGAUUUGCUAGGCUCAGCUAUUGAUGCCCCAGUUGAUCGACCACGACAUGAGCGUGCCAAGAGCGACGAAACCAUCCUCGAUCCUUCUGUCCACCCUCCGACAACAGAUGAUGAGAGCGAUGUUGACAAACAUUCAAGUUCUAUCUCGUCGCCGUCUCGGUCAAGGCUCUCUUAUGCGUCUACAUAUUCUCAACCAUCCGAAUUCGAGCUCGUCACAGCCGACGGACAAAUUGAAAGGGUCUAUCUUCCUCCCUCGCCUUCUUUCUCUGGCUUCAAUAUACCCCGAUCUCGAACGUCAGCUAUCAGCGAAACACCGUCGUUAGCCUCAUCCAGAUCGCGUAGCUCCUACAGUAGCACGUCUUCCCACCAACUUCCUCCCACACCUGGAAUUAUCACUCCGGCAGAGUUUGCUGAUGGAACCCUUCUUCCUGUCAUUGUUGAAAAGCAGAGUGAAGGCCAGGAGUGGUCAUCAAACUCAAGCUCUGAAGAAAUAUCGGUACUGCAUGUUUCACCCCCCGACACUCUGGUGAGUUCUUGGCCGAAGCAAAAAUCGAAACUCCGGUGGAAAGUGCCAAUCUCACCUCGGAGGGAUGCUAUCACUGAAGAAGUGCGUCGACCAGACUCCCCGGGUCCAUGGUCUCCUUCGUUCUUCGAUACUCUUAGUCCGAUGUCCCAGAAUUCCCCUACUACACUAUCUCCGACAUCACCAUCUACUAAAACGAGUCCAUUCUCUCUGUUCACGAAGAGGGAGAAAGGGUCACGCUCUUCCUUAACAUCUUCAAUCUCUAGUCAAGCUUCUCAGUUGCCUUUAGACAACAAAACCAUGAAAGCUGAGGAAAAACGGCGGAGAAAGGAGGAAGCGAAGGCAAGGACAGAGAAACUUGCAGAGCAGUUAAAGGCGAAGAGUAAAGAACGUGCUCGAAUGGAGGCUGAUAAUAAUUCUAACUUUUCGGCGGAACGAAGAAAAAAGGAGCCAGGCGCUAUGUAUGGUGGUAUAGCUGGUGUCGUCAUGUAGGCCCGUUUUUUCUGUUUCCUGUCCUCUUUUCAUUUAUCACCUUCAUUUAUUGCUUUCGGAUUAUCUGCUUUUCUUACUUCAUAUCUUUUGAAGUUGCUGAUCGUUGACCACGCUCAUUAUUGUUGUAUUAUUCUACGUAUGUGCUUGAUUUGAUUGUGUACAUUUACAUUAGAGUUGAUAUCACUAGUACUCUCACGUAUUUUGUUGAACGUUGUUCUCUAUUAUGUGGA
Messenger RNA from Lentinula edodes (shiitake mushroom), 1863 nucleotides. RefSeq lists its product as uncharacterized. The transcript has 2 exons. NCBI's taxonomy places the organism in Eukaryota, Fungi, Basidiomycota, Agaricomycetes, Agaricales, Omphalotaceae. Bases 77 to 1633 code for a protein of 518 amino acids. The record is from RefSeq and is a predicted model, not a curated record.